CCCAACCGACUGAGCCACCCAGGCACCCCUGUUUCAAUUUUUACCUCCACAGUGAACUUCACUUUGUAAACAAGAGGUGAAAACCUGUAUACAUACAUAUAAAGAACACAUUUCUGCCACUUAGCUAUAAGUAAUUUUUGCUUUUCUUUGCGAGUUCUCAGAAGAGAAACUAUUAAUUAUCUAAAAGAGAUAAAUGGUGCAUGCAUGGUUAACUUUUAAAAUAUUUAUAAUUAUGGUAAUACCACAAUAAAAAACAAAGAUAAAAUUGCAUUUUACCUGACAACUCUACUUUAGGAGGGAAAAAAGCCAGUACUUAGUGAGAUACACUAAAUGAAUCUGCUUUGGAAAUUCUGAAAUGUUCACGGACUUACAAAGUUAACCAGAAGGUACUUGGCAGAGGCCCUACUAGAGACUCCACUGGAACACUACAGGCUCUAUUAGAACACCAAACAGUGGCUGCAACAGAGAGAGCAACAGAGACCUUUGGAAUGUCUGACCUGACAGUGUCACCAGGUCAGCCUUGGGGUCUCAGUUACACUCUAUGUUUUCAUGGUGUUUCUACCUCCUCAAUCUACUAACGUGGCAACAGCAAGCCUCUUUCCUUAUCUUUGUCCAGAAGGCCAGAUUAAUGCACUUGCCACAGGUCCUUUCUCCUCCACUGAUUACGGAAUCACACCAACCACAGCACUGCUGCUGCAGAUGGCGAACACCGCCUGCCUUUCUUCAGGCUGCUCGAGAAGCACUGUGCUGCAUUCAAAGAUCACAGGGAAUGGACUGUGGAGCUUUUAGAAUUGUUUAUAAAUUCCUCUUUCAGUCUGGAGGUAGAAGUCACAUUUUUUGACCUGACAAAUUGUAAACUUCUCUUGCAAGGACAUUUCCUGCACUGUGCUUGGAGUCUGAAGAUCUGUGCAAAUGCCAGGAGCCACCUACCAUCUCUACUGUUCUGAGUCUUGCCCUUGAACUGAGAAAGGGCAAGCAGAGACAAAAAAAAAAAAAAAAAAAAAAAGUACACAUUACAGUGUUUCUUCUACUAAAACUUUCCAUUUGGCAGCUGUAUUUUCAACACUAUGGAAAUGAAUCUCCCUGCCUUUUCUAGUGAUCUAAUUUUAAUUAAAAAUGCUCUCUAUCAAGAGACUGAUGCCCGAUAUAAAGGAAAAGUUGUAAGUGAAGCGGAAACAAAGAGGUACUUCUCACAGACUUUUGGAGAGGCAAACUAUGCAAGAGGCACCAGACUCCCUCUUUCUGGUGAAGGACCAACUUCUCAGCCGAAUAGCUCCAAGCAAACUGUCCUGUCUUGGCAAGCUGCAAUCGAUGCUGCUAGACAGGCCAAGGCUGCCCAAACUAUGAGCACCUCUGCACCCCCACCUGUAGGAUCUCUCUCCCAAAGAAAACGUCAGCAAUACGCCAAGAGCAAAAAACAGGGUAACUCGUCCAACAGCCGACCUGCCCGUGCCCUUUUCUGUUUAUCACUCAAUAACCCCAUCCGAAGAGCCUGCAUUAGUAUAGUGGAAUGGAAACCAUUUGACAUAUUUAUAUUAUUGGCUAUUUUUGCCAAUUGUGUGGCCUUAGCUAUUUACAUCCCAUUCCCUGAAGAUGAUUCUAAUUCAACAAAUCAUAACUUGGAAAAAGUAGAAUAUGCCUUCCUGAUUAUUUUUACAGUCGAGACAUUUUUGAAGAUUAUAGCAUAUGGAUUAUUGCUACAUCCUAAUGCUUAUGUUAGGAAUGGAUGGAAUUUACUGGAUUUUGUUAUAGUAAUAGUAGGUUACCUCAGCUUUCUACCUGGAGAUAUUUUUCAGACUAUAGAAGAGCACAAAGACAUGGAACUGAACAGAGGAUGGUGGUCUCAUUGCAUUGAGGAGACAGAGACAAGAAUCCAAUUGUUUAGUGUAAUUCUGGAACAAUUAACCAAAGAAACAGAAGGCGGUAACCACUCCAGUGGCAAGUCAGGAGGCUUCGAUGUCAAAGCCCUCCGAGCCUUUCGAGUGUUACGACCACUUCGACUAGUGUCAGGAGUACCCAGUUUACAAGUUGUCCUGAACUCCAUUAUAAAAGCCAUGGUUCCCCUCCUUCACAUAGCCCUUUUGGUAUUAUUUGUAAUCAUAAUCUAUGCUAUUAUAGGAUUGGAACUUUUUAUUGGAAAAAUGCACAAAACAUGUUUUUUUGCUGACUCAGAUGUCAUAGCUGAAGAGGACCCAGCGCCGUGUGCGUUCUCAGGGAAUGGACGCCAGUGUGCCGCCAAUGGCACAGAGUGUAGGAGUGGCUGGGUUGGCCCAAAUGGGGGCAUCACCAACUUCGAUAACUUUGCCUUCGCCAUGCUCACCGUGUUUCAGUGCAUCACCAUGGAGGGCUGGACAGAUGUGCUCUACUGGAUGAAUGAUGCUAUGGGAUUUGAAUUGCCCUGGGUGUAUUUUGUCAGUCUCGUCAUCUUUGGGUCAUUUUUCGUACUAAAUCUUGUACUUGGUGUAUUGAGCGGAGAAUUCUCAAAGGAAAGAGAGAAGGCUAAAGCCCGGGGAGAUUUCCAGAAGCUCCGGGAGAAGCAGCAGCUAGAGGAGGAUCUAAAGGGCUACUUGGAUUGGAUCACCCAAGCAGAGGACAUCGAUCCUGAGAACGAGGAAGAAGGAGGAGAGGAAAGCAAACGCAACACCAGCAUGCCGACCAGCGAGACGGAGUCUGUGAACACGGAGAACGUAAGUGGUGGAGGCGAGAACCAAGGCGGCUGUGGGAGUCUCUGGUGCUGGUGGAAGCGAAGAGGCACGGCCAAGGCUGGGCCCUCUGGGUGUCGGCGGUGGGGCCAAGCCAUCUCAAAAUCCAAGCUCAGCCGCCGCUGGCGCCGCUGGAACCGAUUCAAUCGCAGGAGAUGUAGGGCUGCUGUGAAGUCUGUCACAUUUUACUGGCUGGUUAUUGUCCUGGUGUUUCUCAACACCUUAACCAUUUCCUCCGAGCACUACAACCAGCCUGAUUGGUUGACGCAGAUUCAAGAUAUCGCUAACAAAGUCCUCCUGGCUCUGUUCACCUGCGAGAUGCUGGUAAAAAUGUACAGCUUGGGUCUCCAGGCGUAUUUCGUCUCUCUUUUUAAUCGGUUUGACUGCUUCGUGGUAUGUGGUGGAAUUACUGAAACCAUCCUGGUGGAGCUGGAAAUCAUGUCUCCCCUGGGGAUCUCUGUGUUUCGGUGUGUGCGCCUCUUAAGGAUUUUCAAGGUGACCAGGCACUGGACUUCCCUGAGCAACUUGGUGGCCUCCUUGUUAAACUCCAUGAAGUCCAUUGCUUCGCUGUUGCUUCUGCUUUUUCUCUUCAUCAUCAUCUUUUCCUUGCUUGGGAUGCAGCUGUUUGGUGGCAAGUUUAAUUUUGACGAAACGCAGACCAAGCGGAGCACCUUUGACAAUUUCCCUCAAGCCCUCCUGACGGUAUUCCAGAUUCUGACAGGUGAAGAUUGGAACGCUGUGAUGUAUGAUGGCAUCAUGGCCUAUGGCGGCCCAUCGUCCUCGGGAAUGAUCGUCUGCAUCUACUUCAUCAUCCUCUUCAUUUGUGGUAACUAUAUCCUACUGAAUGUCUUCUUGGCCAUCGCUGUAGACAAUCUGGCUGAUGCUGAAAGUUUGAAUACUGCCCAGAAAGAGGAAGCUGAAGAGAAGGAAAGGAAGAAGAUUGCCAGAAAAGAGAGCCUGGAGAAUAAAAAGAACAACAAACCAGAGGUCAACCAGAUAGCCAACAGUGACAAUAAGGUUACAAUUGAUGACUAUCGAGAAGAGGAUGAAGACAAGGACCCCUACCCACCUUGUGAUGUGCCAGUAGGGGAAGAGGAAGAGGAGGAGGAAGAGGAUGAACCCGAGGUUCCAGCUGGCCCCCGUCCUCGUAGAAUCUCAGAGUUGAACAUGAAGGAGAAAAUCGCCCCCAUCCCUGAAGGGAGUGCAUUCUUCAUUCUGAGCAAGACCAACCCGAUCCGCGUGGGCUGCCACAAGCUCAUCAACCAUCACAUCUUCACCAACCUCAUCCUCGUCUUCAUCAUGCUGAGUAGCGCCGCCCUUGCCGCCGAGGACCCCAUCCGCAGCCACUCCUUCCGGAACACUAUACUGGGUUACUUUGACUAUGCUUUCACAGCCAUCUUUACAGUUGAAAUCCUGUUAAAGAUGGCGACUUUUGGAGCUUUCCUCCACAAAGGGGCUUUCUGCAGGAACUACUUCAAUCUGCUGGAUAUGCUGGUUGUCGGGGUAUCCCUGGUAUCAUUCGGGAUCCAAUCCAGUGCCAUCUCCGUUGUGAAGAUUCUGAGGGUCUUAAGGGUCCUGAGGCCGCUCAGGGCGAUCAACAGAGCGAAAGGACUCAAGCACGUGGUCCAGUGCGUCUUUGUGGCCAUCCGGACCAUCGGCAACAUCAUGAUCGUCACCACCCUUCUCCAGUUCAUGUUCGCCUGCAUCGGGGUCCAGUUGUUCAAGGGGAAGUUCUAUCGCUGCACGGACGAAGCCAAAAGUAACCCCGAAGAGUGCAGGGGGCUUUUCAUCCUCUAUAAGGAUGGGGACGUUGAUAACCCUGUGGUCCGUGAGAGGAUCUGGCAAAAUAGUGAUUUCAACUUUGACAACGUCCUUUCUGCUAUGAUGGCGCUGUUCACGGUCUCCACGUUUGAGGGCUGGCCUGCGUUGCUGUAUAAAGCCAUCGACUCCAACGGAGAGAAUGUUGGCCCCAUCUACAACUACCGCGUGGAGAUCUCCAUCUUCUUCAUCAUCUACAUCAUCAUUGUGGCUUUCUUCAUGAUGAACAUCUUUGUGGGCUUCGUCAUCGUCACAUUUCAGGAGCAGGGAGAGAAAGAGUAUAAGAACUGUGAGCUGGACAAAAAUCAGCGUCAGUGUGUCGAAUACGCCUUGAAAGCACGUCCCUUGCGGAGAUACAUCCCCAAAAACCCCUACCAGUACAAGUUCUGGUACGUGGUGAACUCCUCGCCUUUCGAAUACAUGAUGUUUGUCCUCAUCAUGCUCAACACACUCUGCUUGGCCAUGCAGCACCACGAGCAGUCCAAGAUAUUUAAUGAUGCCAUGGACAUUCUGAACAUGGUCUUCACUGGGGUGUUCACCGUCGAGAUGGUUUUGAAAGUCAUUGCAUUUAAACCUAAGGGGUAUUUUAGUGACGCCUGGAACACGUUUGACUCCCUCAUCGUAAUCGGCAGCAUUAUAGACGUGGCCCUCAGCGAAGCCGACCACUAUUUCACUGAUGCAUGGAACACUUUUGAUGCCUUAAUUGUUGUUGGUAGCGUCGUUGAUAUUGCUAUAACUGAAGUGAAUAACUCUGAAGAGAGCAAUAGAAUCUCCAUCACCUUUUUCCGUCUUUUCCGAGUGAUGCGGUUGGUGAAGCUUCUCAGCAGGGGGGAAGGCAUCCGGACACUGCUGUGGACUUUUAUAAAGUCCUUUCAGGCACUGCCCUAUGUCGCCCUCCUCAUAGCCAUGCUAUUCUUCAUCUACGCGGUUAUUGGCAUGCAGAUGUUUGGGAAGGUUGCUAUGAGAGAUAACAACCAGAUCAACAGGAACAACAAUUUCCAGACCUUUCCCCAGGCAGUGCUGCUACUCUUCAGGUGUGCCACAGGGGAAGCCUGGCAGGAGAUCAUGCUGGCCUGCCUCCCGGGGAAGCUCUGUGACCCCGAGUCGGAUUACAGCCCCGGGGAGGAGUACACGUGUGGAAGCAACUUCGCCAUUGUUUAUUUCAUCAGUUUUUACAUGCUCUGCGCAUUUCUGAUCAUCAACCUGUUUGUAGCUGUCAUCAUGGACAACUUUGAUUAUCUGACCCGGGACUGGUCUAUUCUGGGGCCUCACCAUUUGGAUGAAUUCAAAAGAAUAUGGUCAGAAUAUGACCCUGAGGCAAAGGGAAGGAUCAAGCACCUUGAUGUGGUCACUCUGCUCCGCAGAAUCCAGCCUCCCCUGGGGUUUGGGAAAUUAUGCCCACACAGAGUAGCCUGUAAGAGACUAGUUGCCAUGAACAUGCCUCUCAACAGUGAUGGGACAGUCAUGUUUAAUGCAACUCUGUUUGCUUUGGUUCGGACGGCUCUUAAAAUCAAGACGGAAGGGAACCUGGAACAAGCUAAUGAAGAGCUCCGAGCUGUGAUAAAGAAAAUCUGGAAGAAAACCAGCAUGAAACUGCUUGACCAAGUUGUCCCUCCAGCUGGUGAUGAUGAGGUAACCGUGGGGAAGUUCUAUGCCACUUUCCUGAUACAGGACUACUUUAGGAAAUUCAAGAAACGGAAAGAACAAGGCCUGGUGGGAAAAUACCCUGCGAAGAACACCACCAUUGCCCUACAGGCAGGAUUAAGGACACUGCAUGACAUUGGGCCAGAAAUCCGGCGUGCUAUAUCAUGUGAUUUGCAAGAUGACGAGCCGGAGGAAACAAAACGAGAAGAAGAAGAAGAUGUAUUCAAAAGAAAUGGUGCCCUGCUUGGAAACCAUGUCAAUCAUGUUAAUAGUGAUAGGAGAGAUUCCCUUCAGCAGACCAAUACCACCCACCGUCCCCUGCAUGUCCAAAGGCCUUCAAUUCCACCUGCAAGUGAUACUGAGAAACCGCUGUUUCCUCCAGCAGGAAAUUCGGUGUGUCAUAACCAUCAUAACCAUAAUUCCAUAGGAAAGCAAGCUCCCAGCUCAACAAAUGCCAAUCUCAAUAAUGCCAAUAUGUCCAAAGCUGCCCCUGGAAAGCGGCCCAGCAUUGGGAACCUUGAGCAUAUGUCUGAAAAUGGGCAUCACUCCUCCCACAAGCGUGACCGUGAGGCUCAAAGAAGGUCCAGUAUUAAAAGAACCCGCUAUUAUGAAACUUACAUUAGGUCUGACUCAGGAGAUGAGCAGUUCCCAACUAUUUGCCGGGAAGAUCCAGAGGUACACGGCUACUUCAGCGACCCCCGCUGCUUGGAGGAGCAGGAGUAUUUCAGUGGUGAGGAGGGCUCCGAGGAUGCCGGCUCACCGGCCGGGAGCAGGCAGAACUACAGCUACUACAACAGAUACCCAGGCAGCAACUGGGACUUCGAGCGGCCUCGAGGCUACCAUCACCCCCAAGGCUUCUUGGAAGAUGACGACUCACCCAUUUGCUAUGACUCUCGGAGAUCUCCAAGGAGACGCCUACUACCUCCCACCCCAACAUCCCGCCGGAGAUCCUCCUUCAACUUCGAGUGUCUGCGCCGGCAGAGCAGCCAGGAAGAGGCCCCGCCGCCCCCCGCCUUCCCCCACCGCACAGCCCUGCCCCUGCACCUGAUGCAGCAGCAGAUCAUGGCAGUUGCGGGCCUGGAUUCCAGUAAAGCCCAGAAGUAUUCACCGAGCCACUCAACCCGGUCAUGGGCCACCCCUCCGGCGACUCCUCCGUACCGGGACUGGACACCGUGCUAUGCACCCCUGAUCCAGGUGGAGCGGCCAGAGGCCCUGGACCAGGUCAACGGCAGCCUGCCGUCCCUGCACCGAAGCUCCUGGUACACGGACGAGCCGGGCAUCUCGUACCGAACUUUCACACCAGCCAGCCUGACUGUCCCCAGCAGCUUCCGCAACAAAAACAGUGACAAGCAGAGGAGCGCAGACAGCUUGGUGGAAGCAGUCCUGAUAUCCGAAGGUUUAGGACGGUAUGCAAGGGACCCAAAAUUUGUAUCGGCCACAAAACACGAAAUCGCCGAUGCCUGUGACCUAACCAUCGACGAGAUGGAGAGUGCAGCCAGCAACCUGCUCAACGGGACUGUACAUCCCCGGGCCAACGGGGGUGUGGGCCCCGUGUCACACCGGCAGGACUAUGAGCUCCAGGACUUCGGGCCAGGCUACAGCGAUGAAGAGCCCGACCCUGGAAGGGAUGAGGAGGACCUGGCAGAUGAAAUGAUAUGCAUCACCACCCUGUAGCCCCCAGGGAGGGGCAGACUGGCUCUGGCCUCAGGUGGGGCGCCAGAGGGCCAGGGAAAAAGUGCCUCGUAGUUAGGAAAGUUUAGGCACUAGUGUGGAGUCCAUAUUCAAUUAGACUUUUGUACAAGUGAUGUCAUGCCUCAAGGAAGCCAUAAACCUGGUAGGGAACAGCCGCACACAUGUGCCCGGCUCCAGCUGUCGGAAGCAGCAGGUCCAGCCCUCUUGGGGAGGACCGGCGAGGAGGUCGGACAAGCCCAGCCCACUUGUCCAGAGUGCCCCCCCCAGGCGCUCACCCACGCCCACCCACCUGCUGGCAUGGUGGGGAAGGUUAAAGGUGAUGACGAUCACCACACCUGUGUCAUUACCUCAGCCAUCGGUCUAGCAUAUCAGACAGUCACUGGGCCCAGCAUAUCCAUUUUUAAACCCUCUUCCCCCAGAUACACUGCUUCCUGGUUUCUGUUUAGCUGUUCUGAAAUACAGUGUGUAAAUCAGGACCUACCUACCAGCCGUCAUCCUGAGAGGGCAGCAGGACCUUAUCCACGAGGUUUUCUGUUAUGUGACCCCAGUUUACAAGAGAGAGCGUCACUCAGUUGGUUUCUGACUGUCAGGUUAAGGGCAACUGUAAACUGGAAUAAUCAUGCACUCACAACCAGGUAAACUUAGAUACGCUAGUUUGUUUAAAAAUUAUAGAUUUACUGUACAUGACUUGUAAUAUACUAUAAUUUGUAUUUGUAAA
Messenger RNA from Felis catus (domestic cat), 8574 nucleotides. RefSeq names its product calcium voltage-gated channel subunit alpha1 D (gene CACNA1D). Bases 1068 to 7838 code for a protein of 2256 amino acids. The transcript has 50 exons. Gene Ontology annotation, cellular component: membrane; voltage-gated calcium channel complex. Gene Ontology annotation, molecular function: high voltage-gated calcium channel activity. The record is from RefSeq and is a predicted model, not a curated record. Lineage: Eukaryota; Metazoa; Chordata; Mammalia; Carnivora; Felidae. Gene Ontology annotation, biological process: calcium ion import across plasma membrane.